UCUCCCAACUCCUUCUUCCCCUUGAAACACACUCACUACCCAUACAUACAUGCUCCCAAACCCAACUAAACCAAACCCACAAAAUCUUUGAGUUCCGAAUAUUGGGUAGAGUGAUCAGAGAGCAAAAGGCAGAGUGGUGUGUGUGUGUUGGGAAAUGAGGGAUGUUUUCGUGGCUGGCAAGGAUCAUGUGGACGUGUUGGAAGCCUGUGAGGAGAUAUGCCCGUAUGAACAAGGAUGAUAACAAUCUUGAUGACCCCUCCAUUGAAGACCCUCUCGUUUGGUGCAGAGCCCUUGACAAGCACGCUUUUGGUGAUUUCUCCUUCGCUGUGGUUCAAGCCAAUGCGGUUCUUGAGGAUCAGAGCCAAGUUGAGAUUGGGAGAGAGGCUACUUUUGUUGGUGUCUAUGAUGGCCAUGGUGGACCUGAUGCCGCCAGAUACAUCUCUGACCAUCUCUUUCUGCAUCUCAUGAGACAUGCUCAAGAAAAGGGAACCAUAUCUGAAGAUAUCCUUAGAAGUGCCUUUUCUGCUACCGAGGAUGGGUUCCUUACUCUUGUGCGUAGGACUUGUGGAAUAAAACCAGUGAUUGCAGCAGAAGGUUCUUGUUGUCUGGUUGGGGUUAUCUGGAGAGGGACUUUGUAUGUUGCUAAUGUAGGUGACUCGAGAGCUGUAAUUGGUUCUUUAGGUAGAUCAAAUAAGAUAGUUGCUGAACAACUGAAUAGAGAACACAAUGCAAGUAUGGAGGAGGUCAGACAAGAGCUCAGGGCGCUGCAUCCAAAUGAUUCACACAUUGUAGUUAUGAAGAAGGGAGUUUGGCGUAUCAAAGGCAUCAUACAGGUGUCUAGAUCUAUUGGCGAUGCGUACUUGAAGAGACCAGAGUUUUCUCUUGAUCCUUCAUUCCCGAGAUUCCAACUUCCUGAACCCCUUGGUCGGCCUGUGCUGUCAGCAGAACCAUCUGUAUGUACUAGAGUUCUACAACCUGAAGAUAGAUUUAUUAUUUUUGCAUCAGACGGUCUUUGGGAGCACAUGACUAAUCAGGAAGCUGUGGAAAUCGUGCAUAACAGUCCUCGAGAGGGAAUUGCGAACAGACUUCUGAAACUAUGUAUGAGUGAGGCAGGUAGAAAAGUGAAUAGGACAUAUGAUGACCUUAAGAAGGUCGAAAAGGGUGAGAGGAGGUGUUAUCACGACGAUAUUACGAUUGUUGUCAUUUUUAUUGAUCAUGAUUCACUGGGGAAAACACAACCUGUACCUGAGCUAUCGGUAAGAGGGUUCAAUGACACGGUUGCACCAUCAAAGUUUAGCGUCUUCAAGGAUUGAUACAAAUGUGAAGUCAGGUUCCUAGAGUAAACAACACCCAGUAACUUGAUUGCCUUGAUCUUGUUUUAGAAGACCAGGUUCAUCAAGGCUCAUCAAGAUAUUUUUUUUUUUCCAACAUUUCUCUUAACA
Messenger RNA from Fragaria vesca subsp. vesca, 1442 nucleotides. Its product is annotated as probable protein phosphatase 2C 68-like. The transcript has 4 exons. The record is from RefSeq and is a predicted model, not a curated record. Lineage: Eukaryota; Viridiplantae; Streptophyta; Magnoliopsida; Rosales; Rosaceae. The coding region runs from base 162 to 1313 and encodes 383 amino acids. Gene Ontology annotation, biological process: protein dephosphorylation. Gene Ontology annotation, molecular function: protein serine/threonine phosphatase activity; cation binding.